GAGUAAACCACCCUUACCCUCCACACGCACACACACCACAUGCACACGCGCGCGCGCACACGCGCUAACACGCCCUUACAGUAAGUGAAAGUAAAACUUAACAGCAGAACAGGAGGAGACACGCAGCUCGUCGUUUGGUGGAAACAUUUGAGUCUUCGCUGAUUUAUCUUCUAAAAACAUGGACAUGCCCAACGCAUUGAGGAUCGUCCUCCUGGGGAAGAACGGAGUGGGGAAGAGCAGCCUGGCCAACCUCCUCUUCGCAGAUCACACAUUCAAAAUAAACAAUCUGAGCGACUUGGAAACGCAUUCCACCACCGUCCGAACCAAAGCCGUCGGCGGAAGAAGCGUCUCUCUGAUCGACACGCCCGGUUUCUUCGACCCGUGCCGGUCCGAGGAGGCGAUGCUGCCCGAGAUGCUGCGCUGCAGCGCCGAGUGCGCCCCGGGGCCUCACGCCUUCCUCAUCGUCUUCAAAGUGGAGAAAUUCAUCGAGCACAACAAGGACGUCGUCUCAAAAAUGCGCCAAUACUUCCCCAAAAACGCCCUGAAGUACGGCGUGAUCGUCUUCACCCACGGCGACCAGCUGCCGGAGGAGAUGACGCUGGAGAGGUACAUCGAGGAGAGCGGCGACCUGGGCGACCUGGUGAAGGAGUGCGGCGGCCGGUGCCACGUCGUCGACAGCAAAUACUGGACGGGCGACGACGCGCCGCGCGACCGGAGCAACCGGAUCCACGUGGCGGCGCUGCUCAGCACCGUCGAGCGGCUCGUGGCGGAGAACAAGGGAGGAUUCUACUCCGACGGCAAGAUACGAGAAAUCGGGGAACAGCUCCAGAAGGAGGAAGAGCUCCUCAGAGCGACAUCGGGAGGCAGCAUGUCGCAGGGAGAGAUCAGGGAGCGGGCGAUGAGCAUCGUGGUGAAGAAGCAGGUCGACGCCAAGGCUCGAGUGUGGGGGUGGGGCUUAGCGAAGUAUGCAUUCAUAGCUGGGCUAUUUGCGUUUAUCUCAGCUAUAUUGAUUAGAUUCAAGAUGUGGGAAGAUGUCAAGGAACGCAUCCUCCCAUUUCAUGAGUGAACCAGAGCUGGUAGACGUGGUGGGACCAGCUGGUCCCACCAGCCAGCACAAGGAGAAGGAGCUGAGUUGUAUUAAUCACACAUUUAUUACGUAUUAGAACACCUUUUUUUAUUCUUCUUUUUGAUCUGUCUCUUGUGAGACCAACUUCAUAGAAGUGAAAUAUUAAAUGAUGAGUUUAGAAGCCUUUUAAUGGUGACUUAUUUUCUGUUUUGUUCAUGGUGGAUGAGUCAUUAUGCGUGUGUCACAUUAAACAGCUUCAUGUAACCGUCCACCUGUUCAAGUGUACGGCGGACUAUACGUGUACUGACUUAAUGUCAAUAAAUUCAAUUACAAAGACAACAAAU
This is a messenger RNA of Pseudoliparis swirei, 1410 nucleotides long. Its product is annotated as GTPase IMAP family member 7-like. The transcript is spliced from 2 exons. Gene Ontology annotation, molecular function: GTP binding. Lineage: Eukaryota; Metazoa; Chordata; Actinopteri; Perciformes; Liparidae. The coding region runs from base 179 to 1066 and encodes 295 amino acids. The record is from RefSeq and is a predicted model, not a curated record.